GAACUAUACACUGGUUAUUUUAAAAUACAAUUCCAAACAGUGUCUAUUCUGUGUUAUUCAAUAUUUUUAUUUUUAAGUGUCAUUUUACAAUAUUGUGUAUUUACGUAUACUUUCGAACAAAAGGGCGAGGAGACUGGAAUAUUUACAAAGGGAGUCUGUAACGUACAUUCACAAAGGGAACUCACGUCAAACGACUUUGUAAACAUGAAGACAAUUUGGAUCAUCGGUGGACCGGGAUGCGGCAAAGGAACUCAGUGCGAACGUAUUAUCGCGAAAUACGGGUUCUAUCACAUAAGCAGCGGUGAUCUCUUGAGGGAGGAAGUCGCUAGUGGUAGCCCUAGAGGCGCUUCACUUCAAGAGUUGAUGUCUAAAGGUCUAUUCGUUCCCACGGACAUUGUGUUGGACCUCAUAAGAGAACGGAUGGAGAAAGCUAAAUCGGAAGGUGCGACGAAAACUGGAUUCCUUAUCGACGGGUAUCCUCGUGAAUUAGAACAGGGACUUCUCUUUGAGAAAAACGUCUGUCCCGUUGAUUUAAUAAUUUUCUUCGAUGUCUCGAGUGAAACGAUGAAAACAAGGCUAUUGGGUCGUGCAGCCGUCUCGCAACGAGCUGACGAUAACGAAGAAACGAUCAAGAAAAGGAUCGAAAUAUUUAAUGUUAAAAACGGAGAGAUUGUUAAACAUUACGAAAACAAAGUUGUCAGGAUCAACGCCGAAGGUACCAUCGAUGCUAUAUUUGAGCAGGUGACGAAAGCAGUUGAUCCUUUGUUAGCUUAAUAAAAAUCUCGUGCAACCUAUUUUAGAAUCGGUUAAAAACUGCAAGUGAUUUUUAGUGGUUAUUAAAGUUCCGAAAUU
Dufourea novaeangliae is the source of this 852-nucleotide messenger RNA. RefSeq names its product adenylate kinase isoenzyme 1 (gene Ak1). NCBI's taxonomy places the organism in Eukaryota, Metazoa, Arthropoda, Insecta, Hymenoptera, Halictidae. The transcript has 5 exons. Gene Ontology annotation, cellular component: cytoplasm; cytosol. The coding region runs from base 205 to 774 and encodes 189 amino acids. Gene Ontology annotation, biological process: nucleoside triphosphate biosynthetic process. The record is from RefSeq and is a predicted model, not a curated record. Gene Ontology annotation, molecular function: AMP kinase activity; ATP binding.